AUGUCGGACGGCGGCAGAACGUCCAACGUCGCCAACGAAGCGAUCGUCUACACCACGACGAGAGUAAUUGGCUCGACUCCGCCAGGGACCAUCAGCCACUCGCCGGACGAGUUGACGGCUGCAAGUUCCACGGCCGCCCACUCGCUGGGCGAGUACCAUCCGGCCGAAACCGAGAAGCAGGCUGUCAAGGUCCCCGCGCAAGAUCGUCAAAUGGGGCGAGGUCGGCGGAACGAGGAGGAGGCCGCGGACAAUCCAUGGCUCGCCGAAGCUGCGGUUCGCAUGGCCUCGGACGUCACGAGAGAAAUGAGGUGUCUCGCCGUCACGAUCCAGCUGUGCCUGGUCUUGUCACCUGCAACGGCAGUGAGGCCGCGACUGGGAAAAGAUGGCGACAAGCAGGUUGUAGUUAACAUCGACAACCCCAACAAGGAACAUCUGCUCAAGGAGGAACAUCUGGUCAAGGAGGAACAUCUGGUCAAGAAGGAAUAUCUCGUCCAGGAGGAACAUUUGGUCAAGGAGGAACAUCUGGACAAGGAGGAGCAUUUGGUCAAGGAGGAACAUCUGGUCAAGGAGGAACAUCUGGUCAAGGAGGAACAUCUCGUCCAGGAGGAACAUUUGGUCAAGGAGGAACAUCUGGACAAGGAGGAGCAUUUGGUCAAGGAGGAACAUCUGGUCAAGGAGGAACAUCUGGUCAAGGAGGAACAUCUCGUCCAGGAGGAACAUUUGGUCAAGGAGGAACAUCUGGACAAGGAGGAGCAUUUGGUCAAGGAGGAACAUCUGGUCAAGGAGGAACAUCUGGUCAAGGAGGAACAUCUCGUCCAGGAGGGACAUAUGGCCAAGGAGGAACAUCUGGUCAAGGAGGAACAUCUGGUCAAGGAGGAACAUCUCGUCCAGGAGGAACAUUUGGAACGUCUGGUCAAGGAGGAAUAUCUGGUCAAGGAGGAACAUCUGGUCAAGGAGGAACAUCUAGUCAAGGAGGAAUAUCUGGUCAAGGAGGAACAUUUGGCCAAAAAGGAACAUCUGGACAAGGAGGAAUAUCUCGUCCAGGAGAAACAUUUGGUCAAGGAGGAACAUCUGGCCAAGGAGGAACAUCUGGUCAAGGAGGAACAUCUGAAACAAAGGGUAAAGAAGGAGAAGGUGUCCAAGGAGGAAAAGGAAGUCAAGGAGGAAAAGGAAGCCAAGGAGGAAAAAAUAGCCAAGCAGAACCAGUUGGGAGUCAAGGAGAAAAAAAUAGCCAAGGAGGAGGUAGUCAAGGAGGUAGUCAUGGUGGAGCAUAUGGACAAGGUGGACUUAAUGGCCAAACAGAAACAGGUGGACAAGGAGAGACAAAUGUUCCAGGUGGAACAGCUAGCCAAGGAGGAACAUAUAGCCACAAUGGUACUUAUGGUCAAGGAGGAAAUUAUGGACAAGGAGGAACAUAUGGUCAAGGUAGUACAUCAGGUACAGGUGGUGCUAUUGGUCAAGGAGGAAUAUUUGGCCCAGGAGGAACAUAUGGUCAAGGUGGUACUAAUGGUCAAGGAGGAACAUAUGGUCAAGGAGGAACAUAUGGUCAAGGCGGAACAUAUGGUCAAGGAGGAACAUAUGGUCAAGGAGGAACAUAUGGUCAAGGAGGAACAUAUGGUCAAGGAGGAAUGUAUGGUCAAGGAGGAACAUAUGGUCAAGGAGGAACAUAUGGUCAAGGAGGAACAUAUGGUCAAGGUGGAACAUUUGGUCAAGGAGGAGCACAUGGUCAAGCAGGAACAAAUGUUCAGGGAGGAACAGUUAAUCAAGGAGGUACACAUGGCCAAGGAGGAGUCCAUGGUCAAGCAGGAACAAAUGUUCAGGGAGGAACAGUUAGUCAAGGAAGUACACAUGGCCAAGGAGGAAUCCAUGGUCAAGGUGGAACAUAUGGGCAAGGGGGAACAUAUGGUGAAGGUGGAACAGUUGGUCAAGGUGGAGCACAUGGUCAAGGAGGCACACAUAGUCAAGGUGGAACAUAUGGUCAAGGUGGAACAUAUGGUCAAGGUGGUACACAUGGUCAAGGUGUAA
Molecule: messenger RNA, 2025 nt
Organism: Bacillus rossius redtenbacheri
Lineage: Eukaryota; Metazoa; Arthropoda; Insecta; Phasmatodea; Bacillidae
Product: trichohyalin
Exons: 9
Coding region: 1-2025 (674 amino acids)
Source: RefSeq, a predicted model, not a curated record